CAGUUUCACUUCCGGGUUGUAAUUUUAUUUAUAAAAUUGACAAAUGAUCAUAUUUCUUCAAAAUUUGGAGUCAGAGACAAGUGACCAACAAGAUUCAACAGAUAAAUCAGUUAUAAACAUUAUCUUUUAUAGUCUUGAAUUCGUUCGUUUGGUGCUGAGUGAAGCUUGGGCUCUAAUUUUGGAUUUCAAUGUGCAGACCCAAGUUCUUUUAGUUCUGAUCUGCUUCCUCUUACUCAAUAUCAUUUCUGUUAAUAUUGCUUGGAAGAUUUAUAGCCCCAGCAUUCGCAGUCCACAUAUCCCUGGUCUUGUAUCUAAAUAUUCAAAGCUGAACUCUAAGGACUACAAGAACAAGAGUAGAUAAUUAAGGCACCAUGGCCUCGGCUAUCAAGAAAUUCUUUCAGAAGAAGAAGCUUGAUGUCAAGUUUAAGAAAGCUGGUGAGGGUCACAAACUGAACGAGGAAAGGCCAUCAACAUCAAGGCAAGUUCCAAGAGCAAGUGACAGUGGACACAGAGAUGUCAGCUGUCAGAGAUCUAUUUCUGAGGAGAAACAACGUGCAGCUGAGGCAGCCCUUGCCAGAAGUCAAGGUCAGGCUAGAAAAGAUCCAGAUCCGAGCAUGGCUGCAAAGGCGAGGAUGAGGCGAGAACUUGAACUGGAGAAAAAGAAAGAAGAAGAAGCUAUGGCACUGGCACAGAAAUACAGUGAACCCCAGGAAGUUGUGAAAGACAGUGCUCCCAUGGCGAGGCUGCUGUUCACAUGUCCAGAUAUUGGGCCUGCAGUUCUACCCAAACAUGAAAUUGAAGCUUUAAUUAAGGAGUUUUUGUUGAGUCAGCUGGCUGAGGAACCAGAAAUGGCUUCGGCUUUGAUGAUUCAGACACUGAAUAAAGAUAAAGAAAGGGUUAAAAUAUGUGUGGAAACAUUGUGUAAAUAUUUAGACAAUGUGAUGAAUAAUCCAAGUGAAGAGAAGUUUAGGAAAAUAAGAAUUUCUAAUAAAGCAUUUUCUGAAAGAGUUGCACCAUUGGAAGGAACAGACGAGUUUCUUCAAGCAGCUGGUUUUGAAAUGAAGAUGUUACCAUUUGAGGAUCAUGAAGAGCGUUUUUUUGUUAUGGAUGAAAGCCUAGCAAGUGAUACUGACAGACUGAACAAUGUUAAAGCUGUUCUCCAAGCUGCUGAGCCUAUAAAACCUCAACUUGAUCGUGCUACCAAGGUUUUCUAUCCAUCUAACUCUGCUGCAAACUUCACCAUUCCAACAGAAUUCUAUACCAUAUCCCCGCAUGAACUGAAGAAAGAACAGCAGCGAAAGCAAGAGGCUGUUGAAACACUUGGGAUGUUGAGAACAAAAGCGAUGAGAGAGAGAGAGGAGAGGAAGGAGUUACUGAGAUAUAGAUACACCCUUAUUCGAAUAAGAUUUUCAGAUGGCAAUUUACUUCAGGGUACAUUUAAAGCAACAGAAAAGCUGCCAGCAUUACGAGAAUUUGUCAGAGUAAAUUUAGAAAAUGACUGGAUGCCUUUCCAUUUAUUUACACAAAUUGGUGCGAAGUUAGAUGACGAUAAUAAAAUGUUGGCAGAAUAUGGCCUUACACCUGCUGCUGUUGUAAAUUUUGAGUGGGACAAAGCAGUACUGCAGGAGGUAACAGCUCAGCAAGGCUCUGCACAGAAAUCCUCACCUCUCAAACAGGAGAUACUCGAACAAAUACAAGAAUUAGGCAAUUGUUGAAUAGUUAACAGAUAAUUUAAGUUGAUAUAUUAGUCAGAUGUUGUGGUUUUUAAGUCAAGACAGUUACUGUUCCUCAGUUAAGGGUGCAUUGAGGUUUCGUUAGUCAGUACAUUCAGUUUAAACAGCAUGCCUUAAAGUUUACAUCAGCUUUUUAUUAUUAAGUAUCAACUUUGAUACUAAUUAACAAAAAGUAGAUAUAAAAUAAAAUAUAAAGUAUUGAAUUACGAGAAAAUGUAUAGGAAAGCGCUUUAACAUGCUACUAGUAGUCACAGGCUUAAGACUUGUAACUUAAAAAGUGGAAUUUUAGUUGUGAAAAAACUUACAGAAUUAUGUAAAUUGGAGGCAUGUUACUUUAAGCCUUUUAUUUAGAGAUAAAUAAAACUCUUGACUAUUCAUUCAAUACUAGUUUGGCUCUGAUAUAAACAUUGACUUAUUCAACAGUAAAAGUUGUUUUUACAUAAACCAUGUUAUUAUUACUAACUCAAUUCAAGUUGUACGCAAUAAUUGCAGUUUUGAUGAAGUUUGGAAACCAGAUUUGAUACAUACCAAACUUGUAUUUUUUUCUCUGCGACAAAUGUUAUUUGUUCAUUUAAAAACAGAUACACUUUAAACCUUUUUUUUUUUUUUUUAUCUUUUUCAUUCGGGUUAAUUGUUUAAAGAGUUAAACUGACAUGUUCUUUUUAAAAUUUGUAUUUCAAACUGUAUUCAUAAACUAACUGAAAUUUAGGCUAUAGAAAGACAGCAUUUUUAGGCAAUAAAUGGUGUAAGUUUGGUUGCAUGUUGCAGCAAGAACAAAACUUGUCUUGUUUGAAUACUUUACUUGAAAGAUUUGGAGAUGGAGCAACAGCUUACCAGUAAUGAAUUACAAAUAUUGUGAAAAUACUUAAAGGUGAAAGCUUCAGUAUUAGAAUUAAAUCAGGUUUCUAAUGUGAAUGGUUGUUUGAAAUUUACUAAAAAUUUCUAUUGGUUUUGUGCUAUGAUAAUUCAGUUCCUUUGCUAUACAGAGUCACAAGGUGUGAUUGGCAGAGCAAACAGCAUUUUCUUGUACAAAAAUUGCCUGCCAUAGCUUAGAGAUUGUUUUUUGUUUAAUGGUUGCUUCUUACAAUUGAUAUUCUUUAGGCAUGUUUUUUUCCAUGUGAAUUUGGAAAAAUUUAUGUCACAUCAAGCCUUCCAACAGGUUCUUUAUACUGCGCUUGCCAAAGCCUACUUUUACUUGCUUUAGAGUUAUUUAAUCAAGAUUCUUUCAAAUUUGUUUUACAGAAGGAUGUAUGUAUAAAGCUUCUAAAGCACUUCUGAAAUCUUAAGUUUCAGUUGCAGCUUUCAUUUUAUUGUGAUAUAUGUAUUUUAUAUCUUGUUCUGUAGAAAUACACUGUGAAUAAAUUGCAUUGAGAGAGUGAAUGAUUUAAACCUCUGAUAUAAAGUACAUUUAUCAAAUGAAUACAUGUGCUUAAUUGCAUCUGUAUUUUACAGUUACUAGUGUUGAAUGUGAUGUUGUAGUAAAUCACUGAAUUUAAAGAA
Mercenaria mercenaria is the source of this 3233-nucleotide messenger RNA. RefSeq names its product UBX domain-containing protein 6-like. Gene Ontology annotation, molecular function: protein binding. Gene Ontology annotation, cellular component: cytoplasm. NCBI's taxonomy places the organism in Eukaryota, Metazoa, Mollusca, Bivalvia, Venerida, Veneridae. The transcript has 4 exons. The coding region runs from base 372 to 1715 and encodes 447 amino acids. The record is from RefSeq and is a predicted model, not a curated record.